UCUAGUGGGGAGUGGCCUAAGCCAGGCAGGAUUGUCUCCUUCUUCCCAGGCCACUCAUCUCCGGAACCCUUCACGUCUCACACCAGACCCGCUUACCGGUCAGGUACACCCAGCCAGCAGCGGCGGAAAGGCUGUCCACACUACCCUUCCCAUUCUCUCCCCGAGGGCCCAGCAGUUGCUCCAGCCUUGGGGAAAGGCCCGGCUCAGGACUUCAGCAGCCUCGAUUGCUCUUGCCUCCAGUAUCACCGCCAUGGCGGGGCCACAGGAGCCUCUGAGCGGGAGACUGCGGCUCUCUUUUACUCCUGGUCCACGAACUAGUCUCCUACUACUCCGACUCAACGAUUCAGCUUUGCGUGCGCUACAGGACUGUCAGCGGAUACAGGCCCAACCUGUGAUCACCUUCCGGGGCAACCGAGGGUACCUGCGACUUCCCGGCCCUGGCUGUUCCUGCCUCUUCUCUUUCAUAGUGUCCCAAUGUGGAGCAGAUGGGCCAAGAGGUGGGCUGGACCUUGUGCGCCACCGCUUAGGCAGAUCUGGACCAGGCCUGCUUCGAUGCCUUGGUCCUCUUCGAGAGCGAAUUACUAUCUGCUCUGCUGUAGAUUCUGUACCAGUAUCAUCUUCACUUCAGGAAAAUCAGCAGGGUGAACGUGCUAGGGACGCAGGGAACCAGCAGAGCAAUGGAUUGCAUGUGGGACAUCAACCACAGCUGUUCGUAGAAGAGGCAUCACCUUCCCCCAAGGUGCUGGAUCCUCUGGAGAACAGUCAAGAGGUACAGCCUAUUCCAGGAUCCUCAAGAGAUCAUCUGGCAGAGUGGGUAUUGAGGGACUCAAGUCCUCACCCUACAAAAGGACCAGAUCAGAGGCCCUCUUCCUUGUCCAGCCAGAGGCACUUGAACAUGAAGCGACACCCCUCUCUAGAUCUACCAGAACCAGAGGACAAGAGGCCCAGAGCUCCCAGCACCCCACAGGAGCUUCCCAGUCAUGAUCCACAAGAAGAGGGAGAAGAGUGGGAACAAGACCACAAUGCAGGUGCCAGACAGGAACACAGAUCCUUACAAGCAGGCCUAGAACCACUGCUUCCUGGAGAAACACCAGACUAUUUCCUGCAAUAUGGAGUCAUCCAUAAUACUGAACAGUGUCGUGUCUAUGAGCAAGAUUUUGAAGCAGAUUAUGCAGAGUAUCGAGCCCUACAUGCACGUGUUGGGGCUGUCAGCCGAAGAUUCAUGCAGUUGGGAAUGGAGAUCAAAAGAGUACAACGAGGCACCCCAGAACACAAGGUGCUAGAAGACAAGAUAGUCCAAGAAUACAAAAAAUUCAGGAAGCGGUGUCCAGGUUACAAGGAAGAAAGACAGCGCUGUGAGUACCUGCAUCAGAAACUGUCACACAUCAAAAACCUCAUUCUGGAGUUUGAGAAAAAUGGAGACAGCUGAGGCUGCCAGGAGAGCCUCAGGCCUUUUGUCUGGUGAGAUUUUGAUAAACAGGGUGACUAUGAAACAAAUGAUUUAGGCCUAUGACUGAGAUCACUGAUGAUGACUCUGGGGGGGAUGGAGAGGAAAUAGCAGGUGCUCCUACAAAUCCUUGAGGGGUUUGGUUCUCAUUGUUACCAAGAUAUUUACAUUAUCCCGUGCUAGACAGGUUAUGUUGGCCUAGUACCAAUUUUUUCCAGCUGUGCCCAAGUACAACAGGGUUUCGUCAUGAUUGCCACAACUCUGAUAACUCAAGAGAUUAAAACCACCUCGAAGAUAGAAUACUAAGGAAACAAUGGCUAAAAACUAAUUUUAUGAUCCCUUUGAGAGACCAGAAUAACAGCUACUUGGGACCUGUUUACAACCUCAUUUCCUCUCAAAUGUACUAAGGGAAAGGGCUCUACUAUAGCCCACGUGGAGAUAAUGAGAAUGUUUAGAGAUUUCUUUACAAAUACUAUAGGAAAAUAAAUGAUGACUGCUCCUGUGUGGUCUGUACAAA
This is a messenger RNA of Antechinus flavipes (yellow-footed antechinus), 1964 nucleotides long. It is a transcript of the gene ELL3, whose product is annotated as elongation factor for RNA polymerase II 3. Gene Ontology annotation, biological process: transcription elongation by RNA polymerase II; positive regulation of transcription elongation by RNA polymerase II; snRNA transcription by RNA polymerase II. The record is from RefSeq and is a predicted model, not a curated record. The transcript has 12 exons. Gene Ontology annotation, cellular component: transcription elongation factor complex. Bases 251 to 1429 code for a protein of 392 amino acids. Gene Ontology annotation, molecular function: cis-regulatory region sequence-specific DNA binding. Lineage: Eukaryota; Metazoa; Chordata; Mammalia; Dasyuromorphia; Dasyuridae.